This is a messenger RNA of Colletotrichum destructivum, 2439 nucleotides long. Its product is annotated as Putative carotenoid oxygenase. The transcript is spliced from 2 exons. Bases 430 to 2301 code for a protein of 623 amino acids. Lineage: Eukaryota; Fungi; Ascomycota; Sordariomycetes; Glomerellales; Glomerellaceae. Gene Ontology annotation, biological process: carotene catabolic process. The record is from RefSeq and is a predicted model, not a curated record. Gene Ontology annotation, molecular function: carotenoid dioxygenase activity.
CAAUUCAAACUGCGUCGAUGCGAGAAAGAUGUUGACUGGCUGGUUAACCCCGAACCUCCGAGCGUUGCUUCGUCCCAUGUCGUCACUCACCCAACACCAGUACCUGUACUAGACAUCCAUCGGCGACUUUGGUGUCGUGGCGAGAUGUGCCCAAGUCGCCUACGCAUAUGUGAAAUCACCUUGACCAAACUAUGAGCCAGAGAAUACUACUCAGAUGGGGCACGUACCCUGUCUUCCGGCAGCAGGUUCCGGCAUAGUCACGUCGCAGAUGCCCCGUAGUAUCAACUAGGCAAAGUCGGUAGUCAUUGACGUUCCUCUCGUCUCUUGGAAAAGGUUGAAGCUCCUGCCCCUGGUUAUGAUGGCUGAGAGCAGUAUGUAGUGAGGCAAACUUAUCGCGGACUCGGGCAUCGUUACACACAAAGAGCAGAAAUGGUUAUCACCCCUCCUGAAGAAGAUGCUGUGGCCGCCGAGACUCGCCAUCCCUAUCUGUCUGGUAACUUCGCGCCAAUCCAGUCGUGUCUACCCUUGACGCCAUGCUCAUACGAGGGCACGAUACCCCCCGAUCUCGCGGGAGGCCAGUACGUCCGCAACGGCGGCAAUCCCGUGACGAACGACGACCAGAGCCGAGCGGCACACUGGUUCGACGGUGAUGGCAUGCUGAGCGGAGUUCUGUUCCGCCGCGUGGGUGAGAAGAAGAUCGAUAUCCAGCCCGAGUUCGUAAAUCAGUACCUCCUGACCGACGUCUACUGCCAUGCGAAAAGUAACAAGUACCUGCGCCGACCUGUGGUGCCAAGCAUUGCGACGCUCGUAAACCCCGCCGUCAGUAUGAUUCGCAUCAUGUUCGAGGUCUUUCGCACCGUUCUUCUGGUCAUGAUCUCCCGCCUCCCAGGGUUUGGUCGUCCGAUCAAGAAGAUCAGCGUCGCAAACACUAGCGUUCUGUUCCACAACGGACGGGCGCUCGCGACUUGCGAAAGCGGUCCGCCAUUGAGAUUCGCACUGCCGAGCUUGGAGACCAUCGGCUGGUUCAACGGGAGAACGGCUGAGAACGAGCCGAUACAGAGCGACGAGAGUGGCUUUGGUGGCACAGGCGUCAAGUCCUUCAUGCGGGAGUGGACUACCGCCCACCCCAGAGUCGACCCGGUGACGAAGGAGCUUAUCACAUUCCACGCAACCUUUGUCAAGCCCUUCGUUCGCUGCUCCGUGGUGCCGCCGACAUCAAAGUCGACAAUCGGUCGCCAGCCCCUCUUCGAUGCUCCUGUUCCGGGAGUCGAAUCGCCGAAGAUGAUGCAUGAUUUUGGGGUGUCGAGGCACCACACCGUCAUCAUGGACCUGCCGCUCUCCCUGGAUACGAUGAACCUGCUCCGCGGGGUUCCCAGUUUAUCAUACGACUCGGCCGGCAAGUCGCGCUUCGGGGUUUUCCCACGUUAUAAACCGCAAGCCGUUCAAUGGUUCGAGACAAACCCGUGCACCAUUUUCCACACAGCUAACUGUUGGGACACACCGAAUCCACACACCGAAACCAACGGCUCUCGUGUGUCAGUGAACCUCGUUGCGUGUCGCCUAACAUCGGCAGCCAUGGUGUUCAGCGCCGGCAACCUACCGACGCCUGAAGUGAAGCCUGUACCUCCCGAAUACGCCGAAGAGGAGCAAUGUCGACUGUACUAUUACAACUUUCCACUAUCGGACAUUCCCGGUGUUCAAUAUAACAUCAGACAUCAGUGGGCUCUGUCGGCGAUUUCACUCGAGUUCCCAUCCGUUGCACCGGCAUACUCGAUGCAGGAAGCGCGGUACGUCUACGGAUGUUCGACGGGCGAGGCGUCUUACACUGUUGCCCUUGGGAAAGCGGCAAAGAUUGAUCACCUGGCCAAGUUCGACAUCCGAACGCUUGUCGCACGAGGUUUGGCCAACCCCCCGCAACCCGUCAAAGGAUGUGUCGACACGCGGAAUAUUACCCAGGUUCGGGACAGCAAAAACCCAGAAGACCCAAUCAAGCUCUUCCGAAUGCCCGAUGGAUGGUAUGCCCAAGAGCCACGUUUCGUACCUCGCGCAGAGUAUCGGUCGGAGGACGAUGGGUGGUUGUUGACGUAUGCGUUUAAUGAGGCCCAGCUUGACGAGAGAGGCGAAUGCCCCCGAGAUGCCGCGAGUGAGCUGUGGAUAAUCGAUGCAACGAAUAUGAAGGAAAUCGUCGCACGGGUGAAACUGCCCCAGCGUGUACCAUACGGUCUGCACGGCACCUGGUUCGGCGAGAAUGAGAUUCAGGAACAAAAGCCAUUCGAAAGGGUGAGAAGCAUGCAGCAGUGAUGUUAAUGUGCAACAUGUACGGGAUACAUAUACAGCCAGAUAUUGUUUGAGGGCAACCUGGAGAGUUGGCUUUCAUCGUUCGGAACAUAAUCAUAAUACCAAAGUCUGUUCAGUUGGGAAAUGAGAAUAGUUACUGUC